This is a messenger RNA of Penicillium bovifimosum, 309 nucleotides long. Its product is annotated as acylphosphatase. Gene Ontology annotation, molecular function: acylphosphatase activity. The record is from RefSeq and is a predicted model, not a curated record. The transcript has 5 exons. The coding region runs from base 1 to 309 and encodes 102 amino acids. NCBI's taxonomy places the organism in Eukaryota, Fungi, Ascomycota, Eurotiomycetes, Eurotiales, Aspergillaceae.
AUGUCAAACAUACGCGUUGCUUUCAAAGUCCACGGCACUGUUCAAGGAGUUGGCUUCCGGGACUUCACUCAAAAGGCUGCAAAGCUCUAUGAUCUCAAGGGUUGGGUUAGGAAUACUACCUGCGGAAGGGUCGAGGGCGAGGCACAGGGUCCUGAUGAGAAAGUGCAAAAGUUCCUCCAGCGCAUUGACAAAGGACCAUCCAUGGCUCAAGUGGUAAAACUGGAGAAGCGAAGUUUGGAUUUGCGUGAGGAUGAAGAGGGAUUCUCUGUGAUGCGGACUGCAGAGUCCAUGUUUAAACCGGAGAACUAG